Syngnathoides biaculeatus (alligator pipefish) is the source of this 7975-nucleotide messenger RNA. It is a transcript of the gene ghra, whose product is annotated as growth hormone receptor a. Gene Ontology annotation, molecular function: growth hormone receptor activity; peptide hormone binding; growth factor binding. The transcript has 12 exons. Gene Ontology annotation, biological process: cytokine-mediated signaling pathway; growth hormone receptor signaling pathway; positive regulation of receptor signaling pathway via JAK-STAT. Lineage: Eukaryota; Metazoa; Chordata; Actinopteri; Syngnathiformes; Syngnathidae. Gene Ontology annotation, cellular component: extracellular region; external side of plasma membrane; cytosol. The record is from RefSeq and is a predicted model, not a curated record. The coding region runs from base 278 to 2143 and encodes 621 amino acids.
ACCCGCCCACCAUUGGAGACAAAAUAUCCGCGCUGAAAAACAAGUUGGAUGGCAGACUUGGCAGGCUUGCAAAGGCGCACGUCGCGCGCGUGUGGGCGCAGCUCUUUAAAAAGAGGCGGAUGCAUUUCGGGGAGGAUGGCCUCGGGUUCCAGUUGGCUGCUCGUCUCGCUGGUCCCGGGGAAGGGAGGUGGGACACUUGAACGGCGACCAGUCCACGGUGUCUCGCCCAAAGUCAGCUGACGUAGGCUCCGCCUCACCCGCCACCUUCGUGACGAUAAUGGACGGAUGGAUGUUGUACUGGGUUCAAGCGUCCAGAAGCGUCAUGGCGGCGACGUCCUCGCCCUCCUUCAACCUCCUGCUGUUCCUCCUCACGUCCUCCCCGGCCUGGCUGCCGUCUCCGAUCUCGGCCUUUGUCACUGACUGGCAGCACCUGAUGCCAUCAGAUCCCGUCGAACCUCACUUCACCAACUGCAUAUCCCGAGACCAGGUGACGUUCAGCUGUUGGUGGACUCCCGGAAGUUUCCACAACCUGUCGGAUCCCGGAGCACUGAGGGUCUUUUACCAAAAGCGAGUCAUAGACUCCCCCAGCAAGGACGAAUGGAAAGAGUGUCCAGACUAUUUCCACUCGAGGAGGGAGUGCUUCUUUGACAGAAACCACACGACCAUUUGGACCACCUACUGCUUGCAACUGCGCAGCCGAGACAACAUCACCUAUUUCAACACGGACGACUGCUUCACCGUGGAAAACAUCGUACGUCCCGACCCUCCAGUGUCCCUCAACUGGACCUGCCUGAACGUGAGUCCCUCUGGGCAAACUUACGACGUCAUGGUGACGUGGGAGCCACCCGCCUCUGCAGAUGUCUCAGUGGGCUGGAUGAAGAUAGUUUACGAGGUCCAGUACAGAGAGAUGAACAGCACCAACUGGGAGGCGCUGGAGGUUCAGCUGGAGCCUCAAACCCACCAGACAAUCUAUGGACUCGAUGUGGGAAAAGUAUACGAGGUGCACAUCCGCUGCAGGAUGAAGGCCUUCACCAAGUUCGGAGACUUCAGCGAAUCCGUCUUUAUUGAACUGUCCGAGAUUCCCAGCAAAGAUUCAUUUUCCCUCCUCACAUUGGUUAUUGUUCUGGGAGUUAUGGCCGCCGUCAUACUCAUCAUGUGGAUUGUUGUCUCCCAGCAGCAAAGAUUGAUGGUAAUUCUCUUGCCACCAGUUCCGGCACCCAAAAUCAAAGGUGUGGAUUCAGAGCUGUUAAAGAAAGGGAAACUGAAUGAGCUGAACUUCAUCCUGAGCGGUGGAGGGCUGGUCGGCGACCCCGCGUAUCAGCCCGAGUUUUACCAAGAUGAGCCGUGGGUGGAAUUCAUCGAGGUGGACGUGAAGGAUCCGGACACCGGGGAGAAGCAGGACAACCGGGCCUCGGACACCGACAGGCUGCUGGGUACCUCUCAGCCCGUCAGACAGCGAGCGGGGUGCUCCAAUGCCCUCAGCCUUCCUGAUGACGACAGCGACCGCCCGACGAUAGACUCCGGUGCGCUGACGUCCGCGCUGCUGCCGGGCCAGCCCGACGACAGAGAGGCCUGCCUGUGCGUCGACUCGGAGGCGCCCUCGGGUCAGACGUGGGUCAACACGGAUUUCUACGCCCAGGUCAGCAACGUCAUGCCCUUCGGGGGCGUGGUGCUGUCCCCCGGCCAACAGCUCCGAACGCAGGAGAGCGGCCCGGCCUCCGCCCAGUCCUCGAAGAACGACAAGAAAGACGGUGAGGAGGAGAAGGAGGGGGAGGAGAAGAAGCAAAAGGAGCUUCACUUUCAGCUCCUGGUGUUGGAUCCGGACUCCGAGAGCAGCACACGACAGAUUAUCCCCCCGCCUUACUGCUCCAUCCCCGGCGAGAGCCGCCGGUCCAUCGAGCCUCGGCCCGCCGAAGCCUACCAGUCGCCUUACGUUCAUCCCGACUCCCCCCAGGCGCAGCUCUUUGCCCCCGUGGCGGACUACACGGUGGUACAGGAGCUAGACAGUCAACGCAGCGUUCUCCUCGACCCGCCUCCCGUCCAGUCCGCAGAGCCGCGCCUGUCGCAGCACCCGCUCAAAGCCCUCCCGGCCAUGCCCGUGGGGUACGUCACCCCGGACCUGCAGGGGGCGUUCUCGCCUUGAACGCCGAGUCUUUAGACCAGGAAGUCAUCUGACUGCUGCCGGAAGCCAAACGGCUCGCGGUGAGCCGGGAGGGGACUUGAACGUGCGCCCGCUGCCCUACAUCUGCUCCCUCUAAAUGCAUUUGCUGCGCUUCCCGUUCUGUUUCCUUGCAAACGACAGAAGCGACACGCACGAGUUUAGCGCUUUGGAUGCGUCUCGUUAGGGAGACGCCCAAGUCUUAAGCUCGCAGCGAAAAGAAGCGCACUCUCCCCGCCGCACAAGUUGCAAAAGAAGCAUCCGCUAUUCUUUAUACCUCUUCGUCAUGUGCAUAAUUGACACAAAUUGAAAAAGCUACGUGCUUAUGAGACAUGUAGAACUAUCAAUAGUCUGCUAAAACAGAGCAAGAAGCUAUUUGAUUUUCGUUAUGUUGCUGCAUUGCGUCUUUCUUUAUAUCACAGCGGACCCCCGCUUAAACGCGGAUUCACAUAUUUGCGGCUAUUUUUUCAUUUUCUCGUUACAUCUUUUUCGUUUUUUUUUCUUCCCUUCUUUCAGGGAACUAACCCUUAAAACUCUUAUUGGUGUUUUAUCUCCGCUUGUUCAAGAAUUUUUUUCGAUUAAAAAAAAAACAAACUGAUGUAUACACUAGCUGAUCGAAGCUGAAAUAUAUUAAAAUGAUAUAUUUAAAAAAUUAUAUUCAAUUACUUUUCAUUUUAAAAUGCGACCAGAUGAAUACCGUUGGGCUUGGGUGUAUUUUGCAAAAUGAACACACAACACAAAUUUCUUCAUAAUAACUGUGAUGAGCUUCUAAACGUGGCAUUACGGUGCCUUGCUGGAGGCUGCUGUGAGACAUUCAAGGACACUAAGGAAAGUGGCAACGAGGCUGAUGACCUAAGGGAAAGCACAACGCCAUUUACGGACUUUUAUUGGCAGGAACGAGAUUUUCCCCUUGGUCCUGGCCUCGUCUGAUUUAGUUUUUUUAUUUCACUCGCAUGAAUCUUACAUACUGUAUUUUAAGAAGGAACUGCAGUAACAAUACUGUAAAAUGCAGCCGACGGACUAACACACACUAACAACCAAAUAGCAACUCACAGGCUACACAUUUACAAUGUUAUGUUCAUGUUUUCAUAUUCUGUACGCUUGUGUCAAAUAAGUCAGGGACUGAGUCAAAAGAAUGUCAAAGCGUGUCGUCAGGUCUAAUCCGACGCAAUGUUAGCAGCCGGCAACGUUAAUGUCUCGUCGCGCCUGUGUUGAUGUAUCUUUAAAUGGUCGUAAUAAUAAUAUGAUGGGGUUUUUGUUUUGCUAGGCUAUAAAAUAGUUAUAAAUGCGGAAAGUGUGUUUUGAUGAAACGGUGAGGCAUCUCUGUGCGUACAUCCUCACAGAAUACGUUUAGGAUAUUGGUACACGUGGACCGAAAUGUAGCAGAGGUUGCAAAGGGAAUUUGUUUAAAAAGCUGCCCGAUGGCAACUAUGCUUUUUUUUUUUUAUUAUUAUUAAUAUUAUUAUUUGUUUGUUUGUUCUUGAAAGUGGGCUCGGUGACGAGUGGAAAAGCUGUGAAACUGUUUUACGAAAAGGGCCCGCUCGGCAACAAAUUGAUUUGUCCUUGUACUGGUCAUAGCAAAAAAUGUUGGAAAUCAUUUGAAUACAAUGCAAAAAUUCUACCAUUUUGUCAUCUUUUUUUUAAAAACAUCUGUAAGAAAAUACACAUUUCUUUUACUAAUUGCAAAUACAUUGCUGCGUUGAAGGUUCACGUGAAGGGGAAGUAAAGACAAAUUUGGAGGGGGGACAAGAAUACAUUGGACUUCUCAAAACACGGUAUUCUGAUCCAUAUUGCAUUUGUGGAUUAAGAAUCAAACCGAUCCAUUCAUCAAAUUUUUCAUUCAUCUCAGUUGGUCGCCGCGUUUGGCAAUAUCUCCCCCUGUUGGCGACCGAAUCUAACGUCACUGCUGCUCUCAGGUUUCCGUUGCGAACAUCGCAUGACCAAAGGCCGAAAUUUCUUCAAAUUUUGCUCAAAUCAUCCUAUAAUCAACCGUAUCGUGAUUCGUUUUAUCGCAGCACACAUCUGGAAUCUGUUACCCGCUUUCGCAGAAACGUGACGUUUAGAUUCGGCGAACACCAGAGGGCGAUAUUGGCAAACGCGGCGACCCCCUGGGAUGGAUUCAACAAAUUGAUGCAUUAAUCUGUUUAAUUUUGAUUCCACAAAAGCAAAAAGAAUCUGAGACAUGUGAGGGCACGUACAACAUAUUCUUGCCCCCCCCCCCACACCCCCACGAAGAAAAACAAACCGAGUUUAAUUCCUCCCAAAGGGAGAACAAGCGUUACCAUUGGGUGCGUUCAUGACUAUUUGGUAGGAAAUACUGCGACGCUAACAACGUGACUACCUGAAGUGUGUGUAUGUUUGUGGGUGGGUGGACACAAGUGCGUGCGUGUGCGAGUGUUUGUGCAAGUGCGUGUGUUUAAAUACAUCCGUAUAGUACGUGUGCAUGUGUGUAAAUACGUCAAAGUGUAACUGCGUCUGUGUGUGUUUGUAAAAGUGCAGCUGUUUUAAAUGGGUUUGCUUGCCUGCUUGUGCACCCGCGUUUACGUAAGCGUAUGUUUAAAGGUCAAGUGUCAUGCCUAAUAAACAUUCUCAAAUAGAUAUUGCAAUGAUAUAACAUUAUUCACUUCAAUGUCCAUGCGAAAAAAAUGUGAGCGGAGAGCACGUCAUCCAUGCGCAAAGUUGAGGAAGUCUCAUCCGACAUCCAAGUGGUAGCCAUAUUGCCUGCAUCCUCUGCUCAUGAUGUCACACCGGGACAUUCGGCGUUGAAAACAUACUGUGCCACCUACAAUGGGACAUGGAAGCUCUUUUCAAAGAAGAGAACAUCUCACAAUCGAGUGAAGUGGCCGGGGGCAAUAUUACCCUAUCGUUUUGUGCUAUAUUGAGAUGAUAUGCGGAUCACUUCUAACUAACAACGGACUCCCAGAUAGUAUGGAUGAGCCAGCCCGGCCGAAGCCGUCCGCCGCGGACACAAUCGAGUGAAGUGACCGGGGCAAUAUUAUCCUAUCACUUCGUUUCGUUUCGAGCCAUAUUUAGAUGAUAUGCGGAUCACUUCUAACUAACAACAGACUCCCAGGCGGUAUGUACGAAGCCGUGCUCGGCACCGACGGUACAUUUAGCACCCCUGACUUACGUGCGUGGAUCUUUUGUUACAUUCUGAGAGGAUUACGUCCCACACCGCAAUCUAUUUUUUUUUUUUUUUUUUUAGUAGCUGUAUAUACACCUGCCUGUCAUUUGGAACCCACGAACUGCUCGUCUUUUGCACCCGUGCAAUCCGUUUUUCAAGUGUGAAGAGUGAAUCCAUCCUCCCGAAUGUUCGAACAAUAUCCAGCAAUGCAACGAGCCGGCAUUUUGCCUAACACGAAGGAACAACGAGCUACCUACCCGCAGGGUGAACUGGUAGAAACAUGCGAGACCGCCCCAGUGCGCUCCUGCUGACGACGUCACUUCCUGCUUCUUCUCGAAAACGAAUCCCUCGAGAGGAUUUUCAUGGCGGGAGUGACAAAAAUCCAUACACGUCAAAAUCACGUUGUGCGGUGUGCCGCCUUUUUUUUUUCUUCAUUAAUAACAUUCUAAAAAUCAUGACAGUGGACCUUUAAGUUGGAAUGUGUGCGUAAGAGAGUGAGGACGUAGUAGUGUGUCGGUGCUUGUGUGUAAGUAGAAGUCCGCGGUUGAGUCAGUGUGCGUCGAAGUGCUUGUGUUUGUGUAUGAAAAUAAGUGUUUGGAAUUUUGUGUCUGCUCGUGUGUGUGUGGGUGCAUGUCAGCGCGUGUAUAAGUAACAACUUGUGGAGAUAAUUGUAUGUGUUUGUGAUGUGUAACAGUGUGCGUGUGCAUGUGUGUGUGUGUGUCAUUUGCAGUUUGCUUAUGAAGGAAGAGAAACAAAACACAAGGAUGAAUUUUCCCUUGUAUGGGAAAGAUUGCCCGUAACUAAAGGAAGUUUCCAGCAGGGAAAAAGCCCCCCCCCACUCUCCAUUCGCCCCGUCCCUGUUUGCUGAAGCUUCUGUUCAGCGUCGUGACUGUGAAUGUGUGCAAAAUGGAAUAUAGUGUGUACGGGUUGCAAGCAGUGACAACCGCUGGGAAGGGUUUUUUUUUUUUUUUUUUUUUCGUCACACUUUUGCCGCAGACGUUGACUCACUUCAACAAUUUACAGUCGGUCUGUUUGCAUAUGUUGAUUGCCAUUUUUUUUUUAAACGUUACAGACACUUUAGACUGAGCACUUUCUACUCGUUUGUCAGACAAUUCAUGCAAAAACAAGGGUUCCUUUUUUUUUUUUUGCCUGAAUUUUAAUUGAAUAUUUCCCUAUUGGAACUAUAAGCAAAGGUUGUUAUUUUUUUAAAGAAAAUAUUUACUUUACUUUCUUACUGAAGUAUUCCCCAAAAUACUUAAUUCUAGAACAAUUGUUUGUAUUCUUUUUUUUAAAAGAAAAUAUUUACAUUACUUUCUUACUGAAGUAUUCCCCAAAAUACUUAAUUCUAGAAUAAUUUUUGGACUUCCUACUAAUGAGAAUUUAGUAGGAUUAAAUACGACAGUCAUUUUCCUAAAUAACAAAAAUCAAUAAAUACAUUACAUAUCAAUCACAGUGAAAGCAUUGCAAAAAUUAAAACCAUAUAUAUUGUUUUUUUGGAGGGUUUUAAUCAUAAUCUUCAUUAUGAAAAACUUGUUUAAAAAAUACUAUUUUAGCAGGAUGAAUACUAUCGUAAAUAUUUUGCGUAUAUAGUUCAUACAAAUGAAAAUACUAAAAGAAAAAAAAACAACAACAAAGGAGUUUACAGUCAUUGCCCAAUAUCCUACAUGAAUGUUAUUUUAGUUUUUGUUCAUGUGGAUUUUUUUUUUUUUUUUUUUUGCAAUUGUCUGCUAAAUUUGCAUGAGAACAUGUUCAUCAUCAGCUGUUCAAAUAAUAUCCAGACUGACAAUUUCAGCGUGGUCUGUUUGAUUUAAGAAUCACGCAAUGAUUUAUAAUCAAUGGACUUCCGUUUUAAGCUACAGCGUUUGUGUUCAUAUGAGGAAUUUUACCGGUUGGACUUGUGUACCCUCAUGUACAUAUUUGAUGUUAUGCAUGGAAAUUUUAUCAUUAGCCGGAGAUAACUCUUACGUCCCUUUCACACAGCUUGCAUUAUUUUUUUUUUUCCCGCUUUUGUGGUACUUUGAGAUCCGCGAUGGGACAAAAAUCUGUAGAAGGGAAUUCCGGAGUUAGGGGAAGAUUGUGAAAUUUAACACGUGUCCAAAUAAUGUUAUGUGUCACAAUUAUUACGUGAAUGCGUUCAAUAUCGCGCUUUUAUUGGGUUUUGUGUCAAAAGAUGCUACGUGCAAAAGAGACGUUUGUUUCUGUCAUUCAACUGCAAAGAUUGUUGUGUUCCUCUUGCUUUACGUUUUAUUAUUAUUGGUUGCGUAUUUUCCAAAAAAAAAAAAAACAAGGCCGAUUGAUGCGUUUUGGCUCUCCAACUUGUUCUUGGCCACAUUUGAGCCUCAUUUUUUUUGGACUUGCUGUUUCAUGACCGCGGCAUCCAACUUCCUCCUCAAGAACUUUUUCAUGCAGGUUCGGUGGUACCGAUUGAUUUACAAGUUGAAUUUGUGGCGUGACCACACGUGUGUCUCUCAAAUCAACUUUCCCCACAAAAUCUCUGAAAACGGUGUCGGUCCGUUCCAGCGCCCCACUAAAUACCAACAAAUUUAUCUUGUUUUAACACCGUAUAUUAUUGUAGUGUAAUUGUGCAAUUAAAUUGACUUUUUCUCCCUUUAAUUGCAUAGAUUUGCCGCUCCCUCUGGUGUGCGCAUGACAUGGAGAAUAUCGUAUAUGUUUUUUUUUUUUUUUUUUUUUUU